AUGGCGCCUAAAAACAACGCCAAAGGCGGCGACAAAGCCAAAGCUGCAAAGGGCAAGGGCAAGGAUGCCGGUAACGAUGCCGAUAAAGGAAAAAUGAAGGCCGCGACGGCCAUCAACACGCGACACAUUCUGUGCGAAAAGCACGCCAAGAAGGAAGAGGCGUUGGAGAAGUUGCGCAACGGAGUCAAGUUUGAUGAGGUUGCGCGCGAAUUUUCGGAGGAUAAGGCGAGACAAGGUGGCUCGCUGGGUUGGAAGGUUCGGGGCAGUCUGGAUGCUGCUUUUGAGAAGGCCGCAUAUGAUCUGGAGCCUAGUACCACUGGAAAUCCCAAGUAUGUGGAGGUGAAGUCGGGCCAUGGGUAUCACAUUAUUAUGGUGGAGGGCCGGAGAUAA
Molecule: messenger RNA, 390 nt
Organism: Penicillium verhagenii
Lineage: Eukaryota; Fungi; Ascomycota; Eurotiomycetes; Eurotiales; Aspergillaceae
Product: peptidylprolyl isomerase
Exons: 3
Coding region: 1-390 (129 amino acids)
Biological process (GO): rRNA processing
Molecular function (GO): DNA binding; peptidyl-prolyl cis-trans isomerase activity
Source: RefSeq, a predicted model, not a curated record